CGACAACACAACUAACAGCGGUAAUUACGACUUUGGCUUGCCUGGUGUACAAUUAACUUCAAGUCGACUGUUAUUGGGGUUUAACAUUAACCACCGGUCUCGCGCCUUUGAAAAUGAAUUUGUGCAGAUCAAAAGAUAACCAAGAAGGUAUUGUAUGAUUGUUCGUCUAUAGUUUUAAGUCCUUCAUCGUGUGAACGGUCAGGAUGUGCUAUUUCUCUGCAGCAGCUGUUUCCAGUUUCCCUAACAACCGAAGGUUAGUUCGCGACAAUGUCGAUGGGAUAAGUUAAGGCGAAGUUUGUUAUAUACACGUACUUUCCGUUUCGAGCAAAAGGAAGUAUUUUGGCCCUGAUAUAAUUUUUUAGAAUAUUUAGUAUUAAAGGCGUGCUUUAAAAAGGGAUCUCAUCAUUCUAAAACAAAUACGCGAGGUACCUAUGAAAUACAAUUAUUUGAUUUUGCAAGAGAGAGAGCGGUCGUCUCCAUAUUAAUAUAUUUAUGAAAGGAAAGAAAACCGAUUGGAAAGUUUAUUGAAAAAAUAAAAAAAUAGAAAAAAAAACACUAAAAGCUUGGGUAUGAUAUCUUACUAGACGGAGUGGUAGUAUCGAAUGAAUUAAUCCUGGCUGGCUUACUUUUACAUGCUACUUAUUGUUGGAUUAACGCUGAUUUUACGAGAUGGAUUAUACGUCUUUACACAUUAUCUUGUUCUAUUGUUAGCGUCUUUUUAUUUGAAAAUUUGGGUAAAAUCAUUUACAUAUGCAUUGUUGUAGAUAAUGUUUUGAAAAUUGCAAAUCUGUCUGUGUGAUUUUUUUCCCUAAACUGUGGGCAUGUAUGUUACAAUUUUUUUAAAUCGAUGAAGAUUAAGUUUCUGUGCAUGAAUAAUAUUUUGCUUUCAUUUUCCCUUGAGCCACUUUAUUUGGUUUAGGUUUUGUUAAUAAAUGUUUUACAUAUAUACUAUUUUCAACAAGUAUUAGAGGUUUAAUAUGUGAUGCCCUUUCAUGUGAUCUCAGUUAACCUAAGUUGGAUUUGCUAGCAUAAUUUAACCUUGCUAAAAUCCUCAUGCAUGCAUAUCAUAUGGCAGUGUUGAUUCUGAUUGCAAAAAUCCAUGGGCUAGAAAAUUUAUCAUUAAUUUGGAGCAUCUGGCCUGGUUAUGGCGAUAAAAUAUGCAAUAAAUUGUAUCUGAAUUUAUUAUGCAAAUUGUUUUUAAUUAAUGAAACAAGGACACAAUCCAAAUUAAAGAUGAGUGUUUUUCCAUAGUUUCAUUAAAGUGUUCAGCUCGUUUAGUAUAGCUUUUUAGUUUAUGAGACUCCUAGAAUUCUCAAGAGAUCUUUGGCUUUUUGUUUUGAGGAAAUAAUUAUUUUAGGGUUCAUUGGCAUUGAUAAAUUAGUGGUUAACCUAUUUAUUAUCCAACUGCACUCAGAGGAGUACAAAUAAUGCAGAGUUGAGUACAAAUAUCCUGCGAUUUGGGACAGUUGGUUAUUUUAUACAAUGAAAAAAAACGUGUUUUACCAUUUGGCUGGACGUGCUAUCCUGUUCUAUCUACUGCCUUCCCAUCAAAAUACAGCACAACUUGUAAAAAUACUUAGCCAUACUACAUAUGAAGAUGUCUAAUAAGAUACAUUUAUCAUUUCAGCCAAGGAGAGGCAGUUGAGGACAAAUGACCAUGAGUAUAAUGCGCAAUUCCAAUAUGUCAACAAUUAUAUCAGGACAUCGAAAUACAGUAUUCUCACCUUUCUUCCCCUCAACUUAUUUGAGCAAUUCCGCAGGGUUGCUAAUCUUUAUUUCAUUAUGCAGAUCAUUAUCAUGGUGAGUAAAAUUACAAUUUUUUGAAUUUUCUACUUUUGAAGUAUAUUUUGAAAACAAUUAUCUUUAUUAAUUACUAGCUUUGGGCUACCAACUAAUAAUGUUGUGGAUGGCAUUUAACUGUAACCAAGAUCUGAGUGCUGGGCUUCCAGAAAACUGUUGAACUAGUAAUAGGCAGAGUGGGAAGGAGAAGAAAGGAUUAAUGUCAAUUAUAAGGUUCAGUGUUUCUGGAGUGAAAGACAUGCGUUACUUCUUAGAAAAGAUUUAAAAUGAGCACUGUGUUUUGAGGCCACUUAUCUGUGCUAAAUGUUAUCUCUCAAUGGAGAUGAGUGAGAAAAUAGCAAAGUUUAGAAUUGGUUUGGACCUGCUCAUGCAGCUUUUUCAUUCAUCACCUCAGACUGAGGCCCUGGAGGAGGCCUGGAGACUUCGUAGUCAUCAGCUGCUUGAUUACUUGUGAAUUUUAAUGUAUACACCUGUACCCUUUCAGUCAGAGUUACCAGGUUAAUGUACAAUGUACCAAGUUGACUCUUGUUAUUGCAGACACCCUAGGGGGGGAUUCAUUGUCUGAUUUGGACAAACUACUGUUUAAACGCUGUAGCAAGAGGAAAAACAAGUGAAAAGUAGAGCUGGGGGUAUGAAAGUGUUCAUAUUACAGAAUAGGGAGAGUCUGUAAUAUUUGAAGUUAAUUUCAGUAAUUUUUUUUUGUUGCAUUUUGCUGGGAGGCCUAGGCUCUUGUCUGCAAUAUAAUUAUUUUUCCUGACACAUAAUGUUAUUUUUGUUCUUUUCUGGUAAAUAAAAGUACUUUUUUUUCCUAGUCUAUCCCAAAAAUCACUGCAUUGAGUCCAGAAGCUACAGCUGUACCUCUCAUUUGUGUUUUGGCAGCAACAGGAGUAAAAGAUGGUGCAGAUGACAUUGUAAGUUCCCUUUGUAAUUCACUCUUUACAUCCAGCAUCAUGUACAAUGUCUAUUCUCCACACUAUUCUCUAUACUUUUCCUAAGGUGCUGACAAGGAGAAUUUGUGUUAAACAAUUAAGAGCUUUUUUAGUUGGUGAUUAUUUCCUUUUUCUCUUGACCUCAGCAUGUGAUCAAGGGGUGAUAUGUUAGGAGAAAUUAGAUGCUAGUCACUCUCUAGUGUUAGGAUUCAAAGGGUUGAGUGAUUUUUCCUUUAAUUUUUUUCCAUUGGUAGAAGUACAAAAUGGGCGGUGAUAAUUAUUAUUUUGAUCAUAUGGGUAUGACCAAAGAAUUCUUUGCAUGACGUGUUAAAACAAGUUUGGGAACAAUUUGAUUGGUAGUGUAUGUGACGCAACUUCUAAGAGCAUGCAAACUCUCAAUGGAAUGUCAAGAGUAUAGCCAACUGACAUGUCUAAAUUUGCACAUUACAGAAACGGCAUAAAAGUGACAAAGCAGUUAAUAACAGAAAAGCAAAGGUUCUCACUGACAGUGGGUAAGUUACAUCAUGAUGAAUACUUUCUGUGAAACAAUGAAUUCAUCACUAUGAUCAUAAUGUAUUGAAAUACCUGCAACUGAUUUGCUCUUGGUAAAAAAUCACAGGCUUGUUAAUUCUUUGCAUCUCAAUUGCAAUAUUUUUCCAUGCUCCUCACUCAGAAUUUUGCAUGAUGAUUGCUGCAUUAGGCACUUUCAGCAUCUUCUCAGCUUGUAUCACUUAGCUGUACAAACUCAUAGUUUGUUGAUUCCUUUUUUCAAAGGCCGAAGGAAGAAAAUUGGAUGGAUCUUCAAGUUGGUCAAGUUCUUCGAAUUGACAACAAUGAGCAAAUCCCUGUGAGUUGUUUAAAGUACUAACUAGUUUUACCCAGAUUAGGCUAAGGGCAGUUGAACUUGGCAUGGUGUUGGUGUUAUGAUUUAAAAGAUUUCAAGUCUAAAAUAAAUUCAAACUAAAGUAUGAAUUCUGUUUUCCUUUGUUCAAUACCAAUUAACAUCGCAAAGUCACUGGAACAAAGGAAAUUACAGCACAAGUUAGGCUUCACUGUUUUGGUAGAAAAUGACAUGCUCACUGGUAAUCUUUAUUUUGUCUGGGGUGUUUUUUUCAAGUGUCAGUACAGUGUGAAAACGUGUGAUGUGUGAGUUUUGGAACUGGUGGAGUGAGGAGACAAUAUAGGGGUGAAGACAAAGGGAGACUUUGAAGAAUGGAUUGUAGCUGAUCCUCGAUAAAAGAGGAAAAUUAAAAGGCCAGGAAAAAAUAAUCAUUGAAAAGGGAAGAACCAACCAAUCACCAUCCCAGUUCUCAGGCCCUUCUAGUACAGUCUUCCACUUACGAUUAUGACAAUUCAGUUUUUACUGGAUUGUAAGCAGUGGAGUCAAGAGCAGCAUUGACGUUUUUCUUGCAAUACUGUCAGUUUGAUUUUCACUACAUUGUAUCCCUCUACACCUCUGAUUAUGACUUUGACUCCGUUCCAAGUGAAAACCAACCUUAAGAAUCCUUGGGAUUCAGGCCACUGGUCUGUGGCAGUAAUAUAUAUAUUUAAAAUGUGUUGAUAGUAAAUUAAUGAACAUGUUUUAUUUGACAAUGUUGGCUUCUUUGAUUUUGCUGGUUGGCAGAUUUCUUGACUCUGAUAUAAUUUUCCUGAUUCAUUAGGCUGAUGUAGUUGUGCUCACCACAAGUGAAGAGAAUGGAUUGUGUUACAUUGAGACAGCUGAGCUGGAUGGGUAAGAACAUCAAAUUUUUUUUUAAUCAUUGAUAUCUUAUGGAAAAGAAAAUUGCAGUUAACCCUUUAACUCCCUGAAGUGAUUAACAUGUAACCUCUAGAGCUGUGAUAUAUCUAUACAUUAUCCAACAAAUACAUGUGGGUGUUGCAAAUACUAAAACUUACCAGCUUAAAGUUGUUAUCUUGAUCAAACAGCAAACUCUUGUAACUAAUUUACAAGGAAAUGUAUAGCAGGUAGAGGAGAGUAUAAGCAAUCAGAUCUAGGGAGUUAAAGGGGUAAAGAGCAUGUAUAGUCAAACCUCAAUUAUCCGGACCUGUGGGGACUGGGCUAAGUAGUCCAGAUAAUCAAGAGUCUGAAUAAUUAAAAGUACAAAUAUUAAUGAGCCAAAAAUAAAUUAUGAUAUGCAACACUGCUGAUGUUUACCAAUUGAAAGUAUUUUCCAAAACAUUUUUGACAACAACAUUUUUUGAUCCAAAAUGCUGCUACAUUCUAUCAUUUUCUGAAGCUGCGAUUAUGGAAUAGCAUCAAAAUUGUUUCAGUAUGUCUGCUUUGUUUGAUGGGAAAAGUUGUUAUGGAUCUCCAAUGUGAUUAAUCUAUAAUUAUGAUAGAAGCAAGUCCAGAUUCAAGAAAAAUCUGGAUAAUUGAGGACCAACUGUAUGCAGUAACUAUAGUUAUCUCAAAGCCAAGCAGUCUUUUGAAAAUAGAUUGUCUGAUUAUCAUGAAGUCUGGAUUUCAUUUCAACUGUAUAUUUCUUCCAAGCUGUGACAGGUUUUGUCACUGUGACAAGUGAGAAAAAUUGCAGUCCAAUCUGUAUUUCAUCAUCAUGGUAACCUUCAGUCUGCUGAGUAAGCUGGUUUUACAUGUAUGUUUUCUAAUCCAAAGGGAGACCAACCUGAAGUGUCGUCAACCUCUUCCUGAAACCGGAGAGCUUGGUGAUGAUGAACAGCAACUCUCAAAAGUGCAAAGUAUGUAUUUUCCAGGUGUUUAUUUUCCUUAAAUGUGAUAUAACCUUUAAGAGCUGCACAAUAUCUCUUUUUCCUGAGAUUCCUUGCCUUUGCUAUUUUAUGUGUAAAAAUAUGUGUAAAACUUUUUUUGUCUGCGUGUAAGUUGUCCCCUGUUUCACUGUUUCCACUUAAAAAAUUCUUGAGGUAUGAACAAGCAAAAGAGGGCCAUUCAACAGCUGAAGAAAUAUGAAUGAUAAAAUUUUUGCCAUUUUAAAAAGUGGUCUUCUCAAUUUAAUGAUAACAUUUAUGUAUUUGUCUUUAGUGGAAAUUACUUGUGAUCCACCAAACAACAGGCUGGAAAAACUUCAGGGAAGGUUGAUGUAUGAUGGAAAUAAUUAUCCUCUGGACAAUGAAAAUGUCAUCUUGAGGGUAUGCUUUUUAAACGUUUCUCCUGAAAUGGAACAUUUGAUAAUAAUUUCUUCAGCUAAACUUGCAUGAGUUUAACUUUGUAUGAUGUAAGGUGGGUUCAAUCAAUUGCCCUCCUUCAGAGCACCAAUGUAAGAAUUUAUAUAUACAAUAUAUAUAAAUACCUGGUGGGGGUGCAGUGAAUGCUCAUCUAAGAAAACUUGUAAAUAUUUUAUAUUAAAUGUGGAUGGGAGUGGGGGAUAACAAAGCAGCUAAUUUAGAAACAAUCAGUACAAUUGAACAACAUGUAAAGCAUUAUUGUUUAAAUCCCCUCAUAUUGGAGGUACCUCUAGGCUGUGCUAACUUAAUUUGAGCUUUGCCAAACCUUAUUGACUGAGCUAACAUUGUCGGCCAACACUUAAUCACGUGAGGCUCAUUAAGGAACCUCUGGCUCUUAUAUCGUCAAGGCUAUCCUUUUAUCUUUGAAAAUGAUUGGUAGACAUUUUUCUUGUUUACUUUGCCAUUUUGUAAUUAUAACACAUAAGUAUAGAUAAAAGAAAUUACACAGACAUAAAAUUAUAUAACUGAAAAUUGAACGUGUGGCGAGGAGAGCUACAGAGAAACCAAGAGGUUUAUGUGAGCAUUUAUUGACUUAUAUGCUGCACUUAGGCGCAGUGCCAAGAAAUGUUAACUUAACAUAGUGUCUGGAUAUGACAUCAAAAAUUGAUAAAGUGAGGGUAAUAAUUAAUUUUUUAGUUUCGAAUUUUCUUCAAAAAUGAGCAGGAAAUCUUAUCAAACUUUUCACUUCUUUUAAUAUAUUUGCCUUUGUCAGGGCUGUGUGCUGCGCAACACCAAAUGGGUAUAUGGUGUGGUGAUAUAUGCUGGCCAUGAUACUAAACUCAUGAUGAACACUGGUAUGGAUUAAGAUUAACUCUUUCUCCCCCCUGAUCUUGAUAUCAGUUAUCUUUACUGUCUGUCAUACAUUUCCUGUAAUGACAGUUUUGAGAAUUUGGGGUUUACUGACAAACAAUGCAUUGUAGUUGAUAUUCUAUUUGAACGCCAAUUUGACAUUUGAAAAAUGAAUUACUAUUGGUUAAUCUCAGGAUUGGAAGGGUCUAGUACUUUGUAAAUGGAUUUUUUUGAUGUUCCUGUUUGAGUAGGUUUUGAUUAAUGGGAAGGCACCAACAGGGCAGCAGGCAAUUUUAAAGAAGGCACUGUCAUGAGAAUCCUAGUUGAUGACUAGUUUCAACAUGUUUUUCAUUAUGCAGCACAUUUUUUUCAGAUCUUGCAUGCAUGAAAAUCUUCUUAGAAGUAAUUGUUUACAACAAUACGAUUUCCUAACUUUACCAUGAUUUUCCCUAUAGGGGUGAGUAAAUUCAAAAGAACAGGUUUGGACAAGCUUACCAACAGUCUGAUCUUGUGGGUAAGUAUUUUAACAGAUGCCGGUAUGUUAUUUUUUAGACAGGUAGUAAUUUGAUUUAAUUUCAUUGUUGUGCAAAAAAUGUAAGUCUCUUUCAAUUUGAAAAAUGCUUUCUCGUGAAAGAUCUCGUCCCCCCGAAAAAAAAAAGAGACUCUUUUGGGAGAAUGAAUGACUGGAUUGGAUGAGCAAAGCGAAGCCUCUUUAUUAACUCCUUAAACCCCUAAGAGCGAUAAGCAUCUAAUUUCUCCCAACAAUAUCACCCCUGAAUCAAACAUUAAGGUCAUAGGAAUUAAAAAAAAUAACCACAAACUUCAGGAGCUCUUGAUUGUUUAGAAAAACUCUCCUCGCAAGUAUCUUCGGAAAUUUGUGGAGAUCGGUAGGGAGAACAUGCCUACUGAUGUUAGGGGUGUAAAUGAUUCAGCUUCCCUAUGCAAGCCAAAACAAGGGAAAAUGGACAGUAAAAUAAUCAGUGAAAUAGAUCCACAUUCAUGCACAUAUAUUUAGUGCAAUAAUAUCAUUAAUUCAAAAUAGUUCUGCCCCUUAGCUGGAAAUAAAUAAACAUCUUCCGAAAAUGUUGUACAAAUGCGGUCUUCCUUAAAUGAACUUCUCUUCGACAAUCUUAUUUCUUCUGUAGAUUGCAGCUAUGUUAGGAAUCAUUUGCACUCUCUGCUCCAUUGCAACAACGAUAUGGGAGGAAUUAUACGGAAAGGUAGGUACUCAGUAUUCCGUUUUUUUUUAUUUUAGACAUGACAAACAAUGUCGGUGAAGCUCAUAUACUCUAGAAAUGCUUCAAUUUAAUUAACGUUAUUAAAAUAUUUUACGUACGGAAGUUAGUUUAGAGCUAGUCUGCGAGGAGCCUCUCCUUUUUGCAACGAGACGUCAACGUUAUAUUUGUUCUCGAAUAUCCUAAAAAUUUGGGAUCUUUAAAGAUCGCUGACACAAAAUUUCGGUUUCACAAACAGCUUUAAGGACAACGAAAUCAUCUUCUUUAAGAGUUGUAGAGUUUUGCAGCAAUCACAAACAGAGAAUAAUUAUAGAUACGGCUGACUAUUCUGCGCACUCUCCAUUUCUGUAUUGACGUUUCUGUUCUCUUGAAAAAUUGCUCUAAAAAUGAAAACCUGUUCACUGACUAGUAGCUGACUCACCAGUUACCGCCUUGCUAAUUGGACAAACGGUAUUAUACUUUACUAAUACUGAAUUGGUUUUAAUUUUUAAAAUAAUUUAAGGAUUUCCAAGUAUAUCUACCAUGGGAGAGUUUCUAUAAGGACAGUGUUGUUAUCAUUGGCAUCGUCCACUGGCCAUCUUUUGUCAUGGUUUUGAACACACUCAUUCCUAUUUCACUGUAUAUCAGGUAAGGUUUCUGGGUAUCUUAGUGAUGAGGGUAGUUUAAAGCAAAACAAGCUUGCCCUGAUAAAUUGAAGGUUAUGAAAGCUCAAGAUGGGAGGCCAUUAGCUCACUUUUUUAGUUUUUGUUUUUUACCAGAGAACGCUUUUGAUCCUAGUUGCUCUUGUAUUUUUGACAGAAUAAAGUCUUUUAAAGACACACUUUUCAGUGCAUAUUUUUAUCUGCGGGGUGAAUAGGAGUGGCGUAGAGGCGAGAGUACUUGCUUCCAACGCUUGGGCCUGGGUUCUAUUUUCAGUGCUGAUGUCACGUCGUAUAGAUUUAGUCUGACGUUGGUUUUCUUUCUUGAGCAAAAGCUUUCUCUUGGGUUCUCUGGCUUAUCUUUGUAAAAGAACCAACACUCCUCUUCUUCUGCCAAGGACCGCGCAGAGGGAGGGCGAGGGAGGAGGGGGGGGGCUUCGGACCCUCACCUUUUUCGAAGAAAAACUUGUCCUGCUUAGUAUGCUCCCAUCCCCCUGCCUUGUUGACUGAAGCUUAUGCGUUCGUCAUUAGUCCUCCCCCCGCCCUCCUCAACUCAAACAUUUGCUGCUAGGGCCCUAAGAGCAACCGUGUAGAUCGAAGACUGCCAAUAUCCUUUCCAUUUGAUUUAAUUUUUGAAUCGAUAAAAAUGUACAGUAACAUGAAUGAUCAAUGGUUUUUUUGUAUACCAAUGAUUUUAUCAUUAGUAUCGCCCUAAUUAAUUUUUAUUUGUGUUAGUGUGGAAGUGAUUCGCCUCGGUCAAAGUUUAUGGAUCAAUUGGGACUGCAGUAUGUAUUACGAGAUCAAGGACACUCCAGCUGUGGCAAGGUAUACUGUGAAAAUGGAGCGCUUUGAAAUUAAGUUUCGUAAAACUGAAACCUAAGUCAUUACAAGAGCUAAUCAAAAGAACGAAGAUUAUCACAGGGCUCAAUUAAAAACAAACAAGUGGCGCGGGUAUAUUGGACCAAUCACAGAGCCACGAAGGCAAAACCGUAACAAUCCCGGAUUUACUUUAGAAGCCCAUUUUAGAAUUGUCCGAUAUCAAAGUGAACAAGUAUAGCCGCUCCUUUGAAACAUGUUGCGAUAAUGGGACUCAGUAGACUCCAACGUUCUGUCUCUCUGUCGCUUGAAUCAGUAUACCAGAAGUAGGUAAAAACACUUCACGUAAUCGCUGCUGAGCGAGGUCCCUAGCAAGGUCUUUGGAUCACAGAGCGCUUGCACAUCAAUUUGCCGAUUUAUGUCAACUCGCGCGAGAGAAUAGUACCGAAAGUACAUGUAGUGUGCUGUUAGUACAGGGACUGCAUUUAUAACUAUUUUUGGUCACAAAGGGAUGUUCGUAAUGAAGGAAAAUGGUCAUAUCCCAUGCAGCAUUGUUGUAUGGUAGGACUCCAAUACUUUUUCUCACUCUAACAUUUUUUCUCUUGUGCCAUUUUGCUGCAUUUGACUGUGAAACGUAGCAGUAGAACUCAGGCCAGUCAGACCAAACCGCGAUUUUUUAGUUUUUCGAGAAAGAGGGGAAAGUUUUCUCAACUAAUCGUAAUGCAUGGUUGAAUGAAACUAGUGCAGUGACGUUUAAUUGGGUAUUCCAUUAGUGUAAUAGGUAACAUCAGCUUGUUUUUCAGCAGUAACGAAAAGUGCUGACUCCCAUCUUGCUUUUUUUCACAGAACAACCACCCUAAGUGAGGAACUUGGACAAAUUGAAUACAUCUUUUCUGAUAAGGUGAAUUUGCGCUGCAUAAGUGAAGAGUUCCAUGGCUGGUCUAUGAAACGUUUCACCACAAAAUCCCUUGCGAGGAUAAUCUGUUUUGGUACCACACUGUUUCAAUAAGGUUUGGCGUGGGAGAUUAUGUCACAGUGCAGUGUAUCCAACUGAGUGCCAAAGCCAGUGUGGCUUAUGUUGCUCCAGUGAUGUGCAACUUAUUGUUCCAAUAAGGUUUGAUAGGAGUGUUAUGCGCAGAGUUGGCAUGAUAAUUCGAUGUAAAAUCACACUUUUGAAAACGCGAAGGAAAACUUUCACCUGACUCUGAAUUCCUUCUCUUCUGAUACCCUUUUUCGCCCCACAGUUUAUUUCCUUGUUACCGCUUAAUUCAGAUCUUAUAAUGAUUCCUUUGGGAGAUUUCAUUUAAACAAUUUAAUGGAGUGUAUUGAACGUUGUUUUUACAACAGCGCAAUUGAAACCUCCCAAAGUUUUGAUUUACGAUACUGUAUGAACAUUUGUGGAGUUGUGGGCUAUUUUUUGUAUCAUUUUGACAGUAUGUUAGUGAACGACUAGAAUGUUGUCUCUUAACAUUCCAGCUUCACACCUCUGAGUGAAUCUAAUUUAUUGAGAGGAAAGCGACUGCUUUUUGAGAAUUGCUGUUCUAUAUAAACACCAGCUAGUUAAAUAAGUUGUAUAUACUCCAUGAGUAUGUUCUUUGUUCAGACAAAUUUUUUGUGUUCUGUUUAGACUGGAACACUGACGCAGAAUAUUAUGACAUUUAAGAAAUGUUCCAUAAAUGGUAGACUCUAUGGUUAGUGGAUUGUAGCUUUACUUAUAAUGUGCUGUACUUAUUUACCGAUAAUUUACCGAUGUAUUGGAUAUGCAAUGGCCUACAGGCCAGCGCAGUCGACUUCAGAUCAAGAAAUCUCGGUUCAAGCUCAGGCCGGGCUAAUUGUGUUGUGUUCUUGUGGACGACACAUCACUUCCACAAAGCCUCUCAUUAGUCAGGGUCACAAUAGGGAUUGGGGAAUUGUCAAUAACUUGCUAAUAUGCUUGUGUGGGGUGGGGGAGGGGAGGGGAGAGAGCGGGGUUACCAGCAUUGGUCCAUGUAGUCCCUCCCUCCUAGUAUUUAAUGUGUAACGCUCCAAAACCCGGAACUAAUUUUUGUCAGACGAGCCACGACGCUAAACAGAAAGUCAACAAUCAUAACUUUGUUAGAGAAAUGGAUUGAAAAAUUAAUCCCUUUUGAGGAACAAUAUUCUUUAUUCAACAACACGGUAUCGGCUAUCAUAAAUAUUUUUGUGAUUAAUAGUAACGGUAGACUACAAGUGAAAACAUUCUCUGGUUUAAAUCGACUGAAAAAUAAUGCAUAACCUAAUCACUGCUAAACCGAUAUUGAUCGUUCUGUAAUUGCGGCAGGAGAGCCUCCUGAACGAUCUUCUUCUGGCAAACGGCACCCCUCUAUGCACAUGGCGCACAACUCUUGCCAGUUUCAUAGCUGCUUCUUUGAUUGUCCACUGCACGACACUUCUCGACGUAUGUAUGACUCUGUUUAAUCGCUGAUCUGUCUUCCUGUGCGCUAACAGCUUUUGCAAAACUGGUUUACAUGGCUAAGGUUGGGUUUUCACCUAACUGCUCUGUCAAUCUUACAUUGAUCUAUCAGCGGAAAUAAUAACUUUCUCUCAGGACAAAAAAAGUAUAGUGUAUUUCUUGUGCUCUCGAUGAAAUCGUUCUUGGACACGAGUCGACCUCUCGGCUUGUUGUUGAUGAUCAGUGUUGCCCAAAGCCUGAGUGUUCACUAAAAGAAAUUUUGCAAUCCUUGCUUCUUACCCGGUAUUCGAUUAAUUGAGAUGUUUGAUUGUGACGAAGGGAGGGGAGUGGGGUACGUUGUAAAGGGGGGCGCGGCGUUGUGCACGUCAUUGAAAAUAAAAUCAGGAGCAUGUCGAGGUUAUUGGACUUGGUUAGGAAAUGUCCAUUUGUUCAGUGUCGCGGUCUUAAUUUUUGUGUUUGGAUGAUUUACACUCUGCCGAGUUGGUAAGGAACAAUUUGACCCUAGGUAGGAAUUAACACGGAAGAAAAGCUUAAGUUCAGGUUCACCUCUCUUGUUGUCGACUUCAAUCUAACACCACGAGUGUGGUGGACAGCGCCUACCUUGACACUUCUAGAACCUGUUUUGAAAAAGCUGUUAGUUCACAAGGUCUCGAAAUAACGUUCUAAUCCUUCAGGCUCUAACUUUCUCAUGAUUUAUAAAGUGUUGAGACUCUUCUUUAAAAUGUUAAGAAUUAAAUCUUGCUUAAAGCAAUUUUAGUAGCUGCUGUUUCUUUCUUCUAACCAUGAAAAUUGGGAUUGAUGUAGCCCACACUGUUGUUAGGUUAAUUCUGACAGUUUUAAACGAUGAUACUUUAGCCUGUUUAUAAAAACUUUCAAUCGAUGAUAAAGGCCAGAGGGGUGACUAACCAUAAAUGGUGAUGGUAUCAAUUUUGUUUUGAUUUCGAUCAUAAAAAAAUCUUAUGUAUUAUUGCUUUAAUCAACCCUGUAAACCCUUUUUGACUAGCGUCUAAUUUCACCUUCCAAUACCAUCCCUGAAUCACACAUUAAGGUAACGAGGAUAUAGGAAACUAACACCAACUAAAGAAGCUCUUGAUUGUUAAACAAAUUCUCCUUAUCAAUACCCUAGGGAAUGUAUAGAGAACAGUAAGGAGAAUAUGCGCACUGAUGUGAGGGUGUAAAGGGUUAAUCAUUAUAUUUCUUCUGUUUAGGUCACAUAGAAGGUGAGAGUGCAGGAAAUCCUGAGGAAACUCUUGUCAGCUCUGUAUCCAUCAGAGAAGAAGAGGUAACAUACAGAAUUUCUUUGGUUAAGAGAGAGAUGCGAAUUUUCAAGACCAAUUACCGAACGCAAUGAACUAAAGGCAGUGUUACACGGGAUAAAUUGAAACAAGAAUUCUUGCUAAAUUUGUUUCAGCUUUUGGUAGAAUAUUGAACGAUUCAACUUUUUGUGUAACAUCGCUAAAUAUGUAAUCAGCAACAUUUAUACUAUGCGCAACGGUAUGGCGCUAAAACAGUCGUUAUCAAUGUUCUCAUCUACUAAUCCCGUUUUCACACUAAAGCAAAUCAGCCUCACACCCACGUUUUACUUUAUUCUAGAUGAUCGAAUGCUUUUUCCAGUAGCAAAUGACUUCAAAGAAGUAUUUAGAGACGAUAAAGUUGUUAAGACAAAGCGUGAGCAAAGGCCAUUUUUUCAGUUGAAGUUUUUGUUACUCAGGCACCAGAUGUGGACUUAUCCAACAAUCCUUACGCUGAUGGAAUAUUUAAAUUUAAUGACCAGGCUUUGCUGGAUGAAAUAAACCUAGGAAACAAGGUGACAACGUAAUAUCUCGUAUUGCUUUUGCUCAAAUAAAAGCUGCCAUUUUUUCUAUAAGUAACAAAACGUUCAUUUGAAAGUUGGCAUUUUCUGAAAAGUGCUUACUGUGUUCACGUAGGAUUGAAUGUGACAAAGGGAAGAAUUAGUUACUUUCAAUGAAAUGUGUAAUCCGAGGUUUUACUGAAUGAAAUGAGUUUCGGACUCCAAGAACAGCUGGCAUUCGUACUGAAGACUCUUUCUGGCCAUUAUCCAGGUCCAAAUGUUGAAAAAACUUAUUCUUGUCGGUAUAUUAAACAAGAGGAGCUCCAUUCCUCACGAGUACACGCAUAUAAGUUGCGUUUCCGUGGUCUUACUCAACUCUGAAAGGAUUGUAAAUUAAUUUUGCCUUCUUCUGUUACCUUUGGAACCCCAAAAUCUCUGAUUUUGAGCGUGAUAACUAAGGGUCCCCUCUCACAGGACGGGGCCGUCACGGCCAGAAUCCGUUUUGUCAGGUCCUUGAACCAACUCGUUCCAUAUUGAGAUUCUUCUCAAACAACGAUGGUAAAAUUUGAGAUAAUAGACUUCGUACUGAGAUUUCUGUUGUUUACACUGACAAUGAUAUUGAAGUUUAAGUAGUGUGCGACAGAAUCAGCUAUAGACGCAGGAGUAGUUAUGGCUGCCAUUGUUAACAUCUAUUGUUUUUUUAGGAGUGCCAUGAACUGUUUCGAUUAUUAGCUGUCUGUCACACGGUUAUGGUGGAACGAGACAGUGGUACGUUUCAUGGAAAACUCUUUCUUUUUGUUUUUCUAAAUUACUUUCCAUAAUCAGGCCAUUCUCUCCAUUUGAUAUAUUUGUAGUCAGUCUCACAGGAUGGCGCCGUCUACAGUAUUUUUACUUAAUUUUUUGUUCUGGUAGGUAAUUUGGAAUAUCAAGCCCAGUCUCCCGACGAAGCGGCUCUUGUGACGGCUGCAAGAAACCUUGGAUUCACCUUUUUGGUAACAAACUGUUAGCUACUAAAUCAAAUGGCGGUAGGGAAAUUAUUCUGGCGGGGUUAUAGCCGGCGUAAGUGUCGUUUCUGUUUCUAAUGACCAAGCUAGGUGGGAGUCACGAGGGCAAAAGGAAAAGAAGGGAUGUGGCUGUGGAAGGAGUACCAAUAUUGUAGUGCUUUGUUUUAUUUUGAUUUGUUUGCUGCUUUUUUGCUCCUCCUGUCCUCGCACGAGGCCCUCUUAGCCAAAACGAAAGGAAACGACUGCCAGUAAGUUUGUAGAAUUUGAGGAAUUAUUUCCAGUUUAACCCUUUCACCCCCAAGAUCCCUUGAGUGAUUCUCCUUACUGUCUACCAUACAACUCUUAUGAAGUCAGUUCGGAGAAAUUGGCCUUGUUUUAAUUAACAAUCCUCUUAUGAUAUUUUUCUUUUUUCUUAUCACUUGCCUGCGUGAUAUUGUAUUGAUACUGUAAGGAAAAAUCUUGUCUUUGUCACUCAUGGGAGUGUAAGGGAUAAGGUAGCUUGUUUGCUCCCGUUGAUUUCAGCGAGAAAAGGUUGAUCAAAGUUUGGAAGAUAGAAAGUAUUUGGAGCAUUUGUAUCUUCAUCAAAUAUGACAUCAAUAAAAUUUAGAAUCCGAUCUUGACCAUAGCAAAUGAUAUCGGCUCUUGAGGUCAAACAAAUGGAAAGGUCUCAUACAGGAAAGUUCUCUGGAUGGUACAUGAUUUAAAUUGGAAUAUUUCUGAUAUGAAUUUGCCACUAGAUUGAUUACUCAAUCCACGAUGAAUUUGUCUUUCCCCAGGAACGUUCACCGACCACUAUUACGAUUGAUGUAUUAAGACAAGAGGUCAGUAGAAUAUCCUAUUUGAAUUUCUAGGAAGGUGCCUGAUUUUAUCUCCUAUUUUAGGCUUCUAAGUAUUUUUAAUUUUAAAUUGCAGGAGAUCUAUGAGUUACUUGCCAUUCUAGAUUUCAACAAUGAACGAAAACGAAUGUCGGUAAGUUUCUUUCAAAGACAUAGCUAUUUAUGUUGAAACAAAAUUACAUCAGAAGGAAAUCACGAGGCAUAAGCGCCUGAACAACACACAAGAACAAAACUGAGAACAACUUUUAAGUAAUUAAAAUUUGCAGACGUUGUAUCUUGUUGUGGUUUGGUGUAUUUUACAGCAUUAACUAAGUGAGUAUGAAUUUUGUCCAUUUUAUUUAGGUUAUUGUUCGACGAAACGACCAAAUAAAGCUCUACUGUAAAGGCGCUGGUUAGUAGUUGUUAACUGUGAUAUGCGACGUGCUAAUUCAUCUCUAAACCUGGUUUCUUGCUUCCCCUCGACGUUCUGUUCAUGCACGCUUGCAGAUAAAUUAUGGGAAAUAGGUUGGCAAAAUUACCAAAUCGUUUAAUAGGCCCGUAUUUUUGUGCUGUCGUCUCUUUCCUUUUCUGACCCCCCACACGUUCAACCAAAGUGGCCUAAAUCAGUCGGUUACAAUGGUCAGAUUUUAAGUUUAUGGUUUCGCUUUGUGGAGGAGGACUUGUUUUUUAAUCCAAUCCAGGUAUAAGUGUCAAACUUCUCGUUCGAGGAUAUAAUUUCAAGUUCUAGUGUACUUGACGUCAUGUAGUUCCUUUGACUAAGUUCACCAGCUUGUUACUUCUCUGAAACUGUUAUGUAUAAUUUAUAUACGUCCGUACUGUAGAAACUUACUACUUUAGAUCCUUUUAUGUUAGAAAUUGAACGGCCCCUUUUAAAACGAACAUUAGUUUAUAUUUAGACAGUUGUGUGCAAGGAGAAUAAAAUCUAGAUUUUACAAAUUGUUUGUCUUUCAGAUACCAUUGUGUACGAACUUCUAGACAAUUCCUGCAAACCUCUCAUGACGAAAACAAUGCAGCAUUUGAACGUAAGUGCAUAGUAUGCCCUGAUCAGAAAGCCACAUGUGUUUUGUGACCAAGUCAGUCUUUUUUAAACACCACCUAGCUCACUUCCUGCUUUUAUCCAGGUCUUUGCAGCGGAAGGUUUGCGUACGCUGGUAACAGCUUACAAAGACAUACCACUUGACGUGUACAAGGAGUGGGAGGUCCGGUACAAGGAGGCGAGGUAUGAUUGUUUUGUAUGGCUGUGGUCUUACUGUUUGCGUUUAUCAGAGGACACACCUAAGAUAGACAUCGACAAUGGAACAUAUCACUCGAUUUCUGUCGCUUAUUUUCAAUAACAGUGACACUUUCUAAAGAAAACACUCAUCAGGCAAACCUCGCCAGUGUCCGUUAAUAACAGGGUUAGUGUCUCUUCAACCUGUCUGUGCAACGCCCUUUCACUACCAAAAAAUCUAAACAGCAAUUCUCUUCAAUGUCUGUUAUUUAAUUCAUAUAACGUUAGUAUUGAGAAUUUGGUUCUAGAUCAGACAAUAUCCUCUGCUUUAUAUUUUCUUCUGUUUUCACCUUUCUUCUCCAAAAUGAAUUAAUAUUGUGGGAAGAAAUACCUUUUCGGUCACUCCUGGGAGUGAAAGAGCUAGCUUACAAAUUUUCCUUAUACCAUAGGUUUAUACUUGACAGGUACUGUCAACUCACCUCAAUACCAAAUGAUCUUUUCUUUCAUUUGUGAUCUUUUCUUUCAAGUAGUCAUGUCUGGCAUUGCGUUUUCUCUAACGUAAUAUAUCUUUCCUCCUUCAGUAUGGACAUGGAAAAUAGGGAUGAGCUUGUUCAAAAGGUGAGGAUACUUAAAUAGAUUGUGACUUAAGUUCCAGAAGAUUUCUUUGGCUUAGAUAUUUUUUUGUUAUAAACCAGGUCUAUGAGGACAUUGAGCAGAACUUAAUACUGAUUGGUGCAACGGCAAUUGAGGAUAAACUUCAAGAUGAUGUCCCGGAUACGAUCGCAACUCUAGCUGAGGUCUGUACGUUAAUUUAUUUAUUUAUUUAACAACUUUAUUGGGUACGUCUACAAGCUCAAAAUGAAUGCAUAUACAAGGAAAGAGACAAAAAAUGGAUAGACAUACGCCAAAAGGGUCAGUGCGAACGGGACAUGGAGUCCCAUGCGGGGCACUACCCUUAAUAAAAACGAAAAAAAAAAAAAAAAAAAAAAAAAAAAAAAAAAUGUUAAAAGUUAAGUGUUAAAAAUGUUUUGUGCCAGAAUUUAACACAAUGACACAGCCAGAGCUCGCACCCAAACCUCUUGUUGUGCAGUCCAACGUACUAACCACCACUUUCUUACUUCAGUCUUACUAGAUUGCCGAAUGUAUUGUUAUCUUUCACUUAUCAGUUCUGGCUAACAGCUUUUUCUCCCAUUUUCAAUAGGCAAAUAUUAAGAUUUGGGUUUUGACCGGUGAUAAAGUAGGUAAGUAUGAUGAUAUUGCUUUGCUAUGAUGGCUGCGUGCCUUUUCUUUGAGAGAUACCGUAUCAAGACUUUGACAGGUAUCUCAGAGACUGAACUCUUCUCUAUGCUAAUCAUUGACAGAUUCUCUGAACAACUUAAACAUUAGCAACAUUGGUACUCAGAUUAUACCGUUGUGUUUUACUCUGCGGAUAAGCGAUUUGCGUGUUAUCCGAUGACAAGUUUUUGCCGUUCAGGAUGAAAAUAGCCUUCUCUUAUCUAGUCCCUUGUAGUUUCAAAUUUGUUAAAUGGUAGUAGAUUUGUGCAGUGUUUCAUUUGCGGCAAUUAUUUCUUUGGGAGACUGUUUGUACGGAUUAAGGACGAUGCGCAAGAAUGAUACUUUUAAAAUUUCUAUGUUACAAGGCAGUUGUAUGAAAAUUUGAACCCAUUUUACUUUUUCUUGUUCAACAGAAACAGCCAUCAAUAUUGGGUACUCGUGUCAUCUGCUCACCGAUGAUAUGACCGAAGUGUUUACAAUCGAUGGAGAAUCUUUGGAGUCUGUUCAAAGGGCGAUUUUCGAAUGUAAAAACAAAAUUACGGGCGGAGCAGUGGUAGGAGCACCUAUCUCUAGAUUGCAAAGUAAAGAAAACAGCCUCAAGGAUGUAGAAGUUGAAGUGAUAUCGUACAAGGAUAACUAUAUGGGCGAGAAAUCAGCCACUGUACAGGUAGGAAAAGAGAACACAAUUAUGUCACUAUGCCCUUAGAAUGAGGAAAUAGUUUUAGUGGUGUGAUCUCAGUCACGGCCGGUCAACUCGCUCUGGCAUGUCAACCACCAACUUUUACUCCAUCUCCAGGGGCUGAACAAACGUCAUUUGUUUGCCUUUUUUCAGGUCAGCGGAUGCGAGCAUUAGGGGCGAGACAUGCGUAAGGGAAGGAGAGCAGGUUCUCGCCCCUUCACGAUUGCUUCGCGCUUACCUCCGGUUUAUGAAAGUUUUGCCUCAUAAAAUAGAAUUUUCCCCUUUCUUUCCCCCCACCCCAUAUCUCCACCAGUUCGCCAAAAUUCUUCGACAACUCGUUUCCUUACGGCAAAACAUGGGCGGCAAACAGGAAACAAUAAAAGCUAAGUUUUUCAUUUGUCUCACGAUGUAGUCGCAUGUGAUGUAGACCGCGACGUUUCGACUGCAUACUGCUAGUCUUCUUCAGGCGAUGAGGUCGACUGGUCAUGCGUGAUCUUAUAAAGCAUGAUGCUCUAUUCCAUUGAUGUUGUUAGGGGAAGUCUUAUGUAAAUUGCAUCUUUGACCCUGCGCGUGUAGUAAUAAGGGUCACGAUUAAUAAACUUUACUUCGUUCCAGAGUGGCUUGUGUCCGGUGUUGUGGGCAUGCUCUGAAACGGCGAAGGUCUCGGUACGGGCGAGUCGAAUGUCUCGAUCGUGCUCCUUAAUUCUGUAUUGCGUAGGUCUUUCAGUCUCUCCGAUGUAUACCUUGCCAAAUAGAAAUUCCAGAAGCGUGGAUGCCCACGAUCAAAAAACACAACAACAGGAGAGCCGUGCGACAGCGGACCGCCGAGGUAGCAAAACACUGAGUGAUCAGCAAGGAUCGAAAUGCACCAAUCGGAGCUGUUAAAAAACCACUAAUCACAGCAGAGCAUCAUGCUUUAUAAGAUCACGCAUGACCAGUCGACCUCAUCGCCUGAAGAAGACUAGCAGUAUGCAGUUGAAACGUCGCGAUCUACAUCACACGUGACUACAUCGUGAGACAAACGAAAAACUUAGCUUUUAUUGUUAUUCACCACGAUGAAUAACCACAACCUUUUCUACGAAGUAGGAAACAACCCCUAUUCUGCAGGCUGGGGUAAAGGUGAACUUCUAAGCUAAUCAACGUUGUAGCUAUUGCACAAACAAUAACGGAACAUUGUGCCCUUGAUUCUGGUGGGUUAUGACUGAAUCUUUGAUAGUUCUACAUCGUUUUUUGGAAGAAUUCUUAACCGAUAUGUUAGGGUUUGCUUAGGUUUAGGUCAGAAAGGGUGAACUAUUGAGGACAACAGAUCAAAAUUCCAUUCGAAAGGUGUAGGGAUUCUCCUCCAAUGGGAAAGAUUUAACACAACCCAGUUGAUAAGCCAAACUGUUUACGAAUGGAAAAAUUGGUAGGGAUUGAUAGAUUUAGCUGCUUUUCAUUCUUUUACGUUUUUAUUUUACGUUUACACUUUCAGACGCCCAAAAAGGAACAAACCUUUGGACUGGUUAUUCCUGGAAAAAGUUUAGUGAGUAAACCAGACUUAUUUUCCCUCUGAAAGACGCGUUACUCCUGAUAUAACUUUACGAUAUUUUCUUCAUACUGUACUUUUUCAGGCUUUUGCUCUUCAUGAAAGUUUAGAGAAAGAAUUCCUGGCCUUGGCGUGCCUUUGUAAAGCGGUUAUUUGUUGUAGAGUCACGCCACUUCAAAAGGUACAUACUUUGACCACGUUUCAGCUUAUUUUGUCGUCCUCUUCCGCCGGUAGUCUCAACUCAAACGUUUAUCUAGUAGCUACUUUCUGGAUAGUUGUGACAAAAAGAAGCAAAAUAGGCGAUUUUAAAAGUAAGCAUUCUAUGCUAUCCCUGUAGAAUUGGUUUUAAAUCAAUUUCCAGCCAAAAACCAGCCUUUACAACCAGUACCUGUUCGUCGUUUUUUCCCAGGAAAAUCGAAUUUUAAGUCGUAGACGGGUUCGUACCCCCUGCAAUACUUUGAGCGGGACGGCAUAAUAUUGACAUGUAAACGUGAUAUUACGCCAUUUGACCCUUUACACCCUAACAUCAAUAUAUAUAGUCUCUAUACUGUUCUCUAUACAUUUCCUAGGGUGCUGACACGGAGAGUUUCUCUAAAAAUCAAGAGCUCCACUGGGUGGUGAUGAUUUCAUAUAUUCUCGUUACCUUAAUGUUUGAUUAGAGGGUGCUAUUGUAGGGAGAAAUUAGACGCCAGUCACUCUUAGGGGUCAAAAGGUUAAUGAACUGUUUGGCGGAAAGGAGCCGCACGGGUACUACAGCGUUUCUCUCUUUUCAACCCUUAAAUUCCCAAGAUUGACCAAGACAGAAUUUCUUUUUACAGUACCAAUACAAAAUCAAGAAGGCAAGUGGUGAGAACAAGGAGAAAUAUCUGUUAGGAGAUGAUUGGUUGAUCCAAUGCCAAAUUCUCCGAACUUUCACCAUAAGAAUUGUAUGGCGAACAGUACGGAGAAUUAUUAAUGAGAUCUUUGACGUGAAAGGGUUAUUUACUCUUUGAAUUUAAAGGACAGAGCGACCAUGCUGCAAUUGUUUCUUGCAGGCCCUGGUUGUACAGUUAGUCAAAGACAAUCUUCAAGCUGUGACCUUAGCUAUUGGAGAUGGAGCCAAUGACGUUAGUAUGAUUAAAGGUACGGCUAUCUUGGAUUUGAUGAAGCACUUUACACGAUGGAUUACUUCGUUGGUAGGAGGAUAGCCAUCUUAAAACAGAAAGAUGAAUUCUUUGGACACAAUUAAUUCUCACUCAGUGCCUUUUCCUUUUUUCUGUGUUUCAUCGCAGCUGCUCAUAUAGGAGUUGGAAUAAGCGGUCAAGAAGGAAUGCAAGCCGUGCUGGCGAGUGACUUCUCCUUCGCGCAAUUUAAAUAUCCUUUACAUCUGAGGAAUAUUACUAUAAGGCCACGUUAUUCUUUUUUUUGUACGGAUUUGUGUUCGCGUGCUCGUCAUGUCCGCCAAUUACAAACACUUGUUUCUUAACUCCCGUGCGUAACUACAACCUCCUUCUCCUUCCAUAGGGUUGCUAAAUGGUAAUUUACGGUAAUAUAAGGUAAUGAUAGUUAUUAUUUUUCCUUAACUAUUUUCGUACGUAUCUUCAGCGACUUCUCUUAGUCCAUGGACGAUGGUCUUACUUUCGAAUGAGUAAAUUUUUAAACUAUUUUUUCUACAAGAAUUUUGCAUUUACGCUUUGUCAACUAUGGUAUGCUUUUUAUACUGGAUUUUCUGCUCAGGUAGGGUAAAUUUCAAUGAUAGUUGUUUUGUUUUUUAAGUAUAGCUGAUAUUUGUUUCCAGGUUGGUAGGCCAUGAUAUCACUAGAUUCCAUUCCUUUACCUGUCUCAGGCAGGGCACCACACCCGCAAAUUCUUUGUGAAACUUGAUGAAUUGCUGGGUUACCUGUGGUGAAUCAGGAUCUCAUCUUGGAAUAGUAGCAUUACACCCAGUCGUUUUAUGCUGAUAAAACCUGGUUCAGCUUUUUGUAAUGGGUUUGUCAGCCUGAUGAGACUUGCCGAUUCUACAAAUUGGCCAUUUCCGAGAUCUUAUUGGCCUAUCUUUCAAAAUUGGGCCUAAUGCAAAACUUAUCUUAGAAAUAUUAGUUUUUCGUUUGCAUGAUAACAAAAAGAUAUCCUUUACUAAGUCCACGCACUUGGCCUCGUUUUAAGACAGACGCUUUGGGCAUCCAGGACACUUAUGGCACAUUAUGGUCACAGUACAUCGGUCUUAUUGCUUAAGUUGGAAAAAGUUUGUCCAUCUGAAUUAAUCUGCGUAGUUUGAUAGGCAUUUAUCAGACUGACAAUGGAUUUAAACCCCUCCCCUCUUUUUUGUUGUUGUUUGUGUAUGGUGUUUGUUUGUGUUGGUGCAAAAUGUUAGUGUUACUUACUUCCAAAUCUUCAUGUUUUGUGCUUCUUUCAGACGCUGUAUGAUGCAUGGUUCAUCUCAUUUUAUAACGUGUUUUUUACCUCCGCGCCAGUCGUGUUUUUAGCGGUUCUUGAUCAGGUAGGGAUUCUUUUUAAAUUACUGUGGGAUGUCGUCAUUGAGAAGGACGAUGAUCCAAAUACCUCCAGAAAAUCCUGUAAGCCUUCUGUUGAACUAAAUUAAAGGCUCUCCCCCAGGAUUUCGUUCCAUAAGUUGUUAACCCUCUGAAUUGUCACUCAAGUCUUAUGUUCUGCGUGUCGCACCUUAUUCCAGUUGCACCUUCAACUUUUUUGUGAUUUGGGUACCACUGACCUUUUGUGCAACUCGGAGUUGUGCAAGAAAAUUUCCAACUUCCCUCUCCCUCUUGGAUUUGAACCUACUUUUGUCGUUAAUUUUGUGUUUAUAGACUAGCAACACGCUUCUCUCGCGUGACUCAAAUUUUACGUUUCCUUGCAGUAAGACUCGAGCCUUCUGUUAUCUUGGUAUGAGACUCCAGCUCUAAUUCUCUCUUAGCCUUUGCGUUCUCAUUUAAACUGGCUGCAAAAAAAAAUAUACCCUUAUGCAAGCGAAUGCUUCUCUGGAUAGAAUGCGUUAUAAACUGGAUUCGAAACCAACCAUCUAAACAGUUGAUUCCCGAUUAAAAUAGUUAUUAUUCUCAAACAGGACGUCUCAGAGAACGGCUGCUCCAAGUAUCCUCGAUUGUACGUUCCUGGCCAGACUAACCUACUGUUCAACAAAAAAAUCUUCUUUCUCAGCCUGUUGUACGGGGCCCUCACAUCGUUGGCAAUCUUCUUUUUGUCGUACGGUGCGUUCCAUGAUGAUAUAGCGAAUGAUGGCUUAGAGACGUCAUCUGUGUAUUUCUUCGGUACGGUGGUCGCCGCCGUACUGGUAGUGGUAGUCAAUAUUGAGGUGAGUGGAUAGGCGCUGAAAAUUCUUGUGACAACGUCAGCGAAGUGCUAAAUCCUCUCUGUAUUGAUGAACGUAUUCAAGGAGUGAGUAUAGGUUGGCCAAGGGAAGAUAGCCCUGAAAACUGAAGACCAUGAGGGGGUCUGCGACAAAACACGAAUUUAGGUGUUUUUUUUUUUUUUUUUUUUUUUUUGACUUGUUGCGGCGUUGUGCUGGUACCAUUAUGGGGCCACAUCAUAGGAAGAAAUAUUAACACCUCUUUUUGUCCCCGACAGAUCUCGUUUCUUACGCAGUACUGGACCUGGAUUAAUCAUUUUUUUAUCUGGGGAAGCAUCCUGUUUUAUUUCGCUUUCUACUUCGCCUUUUACGCCAAGUUCGUCUUCGACCUUUUCCCUCAGGGCCACUAUUAUGGUAUGCAGUUUGAGGUGUACGGUAAUCCGAAAUUCUGGUUUACCUUGUUCCUUGUUCUUGCUGUGACAAUAGCACCUCGUUUGUCGUACUACUUCCUUGAAAAUGAAUUGAAACCCACACUCAGCGACACUGUGAGGCGAAAAGAAGCACACAAAAGAAUGCGCUUUACUUCCCCACUGGUAGAAUAUGAGCCUCAGCUGGUUCGUAGGCGAAGCUCGAAACGUUCAAGUUACGCCUUCGCUCAUCAAGAAGGAUUUGGCAAAAUUGUUAUGUCACCGGCAACAUUUUUAAGGAAAAAACUACGUUCAACAACUCAGCCAGCCGGCGAAAGUAGUGUAGUUGCUAUGUAAUUCAAUAUAUAUCACUGCAUCGAUUCUCUUUUUAUUUUCUUAGUUAUUUUUGUAAUACAUCGUCAGACAUACGCCAAAGACUUAAUUGUGAAUUUUGAAUGUAAGAGCGAUCCAAGGAAAUUUGGCGGUUAAGGGAGCAAUUUUCUAUUUUUAUCCUUAACGUAAUAUAUGUGCCGUAGCAUCGCCCUCCUCUAUGAAAAAUGCUCUUACGAAACGUAGAUUAUACACAACGACUUAUUGAGUUUUUGUUAUGGUUAACACUUGCUCAUAGCUAAUUCUUGAAGCGAAGAAAACGCCUACAGUGCUUCAGAGUAGAGCAUCUUGUCUUCAUUCCAUGUCUACCGACCUACACUGAUUUACUCAACACUGUUAUUGGAAAGCAUUUUUUAAAUUUAACGUGUUAUCUUCUAGUUAGACCGAGAUGUAAUUGGUACUUUGAAAAUUUUUUACGAGAAUCAAGGUUAUAUAGAUGCGAAAAAGGCUAUGUAAUUUUAAUGCUAGUGAGUUUGAUUAAUUACAAUUACGUUUCAAGGCUACGCCUAAUUUAUUGCCCUGUCGGUUUUUCGAUGAAACAAAAAAUAUUUUUGAUUCAACUUGAGCGGGAGUAAAAUUGAAUGGGCAGUUCUUUUUCAGAUUUAUCUCUAUUUACCUCGUAAACGGCAAUUUUUAUUGUUUUUGAUGGCAUUACGACAUACAUUUUGCACGAAGGCCACACGAUGCAUAGUUUGGCAGAUUAUAUUGAGUCGUGCGGAGUUGUUUACUUCCUACUGUAUUUCGUCACAAAUGCCUAAGAGUUUACCAACUCUGCGUUUCAAAAUAUUUUUAAAAUCUCAGUUUCAUCUCACGUUAUUGUGCCGAAAACACGCAUGCCUUGGAGAAGCCUCCAGUGUGUGCAAUCACACUGGCCAGUGAUAAGCCAUUCCUGAGCAGGCUUAGCCGUCGUCCAUUUUAUUUUUAAUAUAGGCACUCAUCUCGAUCCUAGGGCUCUUCUCUGUUGUCCAUAACAUGCGCAAUAGAAAAAUGAGCUGGGUUCGAGAUGAGAGGAAUGGUUACUCUUAUAUGUUACUUGCGUAACUUACUAAGUUAAGAGAAAAACAGCCAUAAAGUAUAUGACGAGUGUCUUAACAGACAGUCGACUACUUAGUCCGUCAGUACAAGUUUAAAUUAAUGCAUUUUAGCUGAUGCGAAAAUUUUCCACAUUAUUUGGUUUUGAAGAAGAAAACCUUAUCCGUGUAAAAUUGUGAUUUUAGGACUUCUUUUUAGAUU
Pocillopora meandrina is the source of this 25491-nucleotide messenger RNA. NCBI's taxonomy places the organism in Eukaryota, Metazoa, Cnidaria, Anthozoa, Scleractinia, Pocilloporidae. The record is from the annotation of a GenBank genome assembly.